AUGUCGUUGCCAUGGCUGGUGGUGGCCGUCCAGAGUCGGGAGGCCAGACACAUUACACACCUCAAAGAACUCGGGGAGGCAGGAGGGGGCUACUCGGUUCGGGAGUACAGCGUCUGUAGAGCUGCACGCAACAACAACGUAACCACCACCUCGCCGAAGGUGAUCAUUGGCAGAGCACGCAACUACAUCAAUCAUCUAGCCAAAUGCGAACAUAACGGGAUUGCUACUGCGGAGCAAUUGGAGCAAGUGUCACUUCAGGCACAGCAAGAGAAGUGGAAGGUUGGAGUGAUUAUUACCGACAGUGCGGGGCACCGCACCUUGUUCAUCAAGAAAAACUGA
Messenger RNA from Phytophthora infestans T30-4, 339 nucleotides. RefSeq lists its product as uncharacterized. The transcript has 3 exons. The coding region runs from base 1 to 339 and encodes 112 amino acids. The record is from RefSeq and is a predicted model, not a curated record. Lineage: Eukaryota; Oomycota; Peronosporomycetes; Peronosporales; Peronosporaceae.